This is a messenger RNA of Dicrocoelium dendriticum, 224 nucleotides long. The record is from the annotation of a GenBank genome assembly. NCBI's taxonomy places the organism in Eukaryota, Metazoa, Platyhelminthes, Trematoda, Plagiorchiida, Dicrocoeliidae.
UGGACUUCGGUCUUAGUGUCUGCGCAACAGCCGCCUUCAUUCGAAUUUGUUAAUUCGGCCCUGGAAUUAUGAUUGAGGUCGAGAUUAAAGGACGUUUUGGGCAGUACAUUAAGGCUAUUUUGCUAAACGCUACUGAAGAUGAUGCCAUUGUUACCUACCCGUCGAGGGAGGGCGAAGAACGUGUACCGUUAUCCAUCGUCCGACUACCCGUGCCACCUAACAGG